Sceloporus undulatus (fence lizard) is the source of this 1379-nucleotide messenger RNA. RefSeq names its product eppin-like. Lineage: Eukaryota; Metazoa; Chordata; Lepidosauria; Squamata; Phrynosomatidae. Gene Ontology annotation, molecular function: serine-type endopeptidase inhibitor activity. The transcript has 4 exons. The record is from RefSeq and is a predicted model, not a curated record. Bases 1 to 444 code for a protein of 147 amino acids. Gene Ontology annotation, biological process: negative regulation of peptidase activity. Gene Ontology annotation, cellular component: extracellular region.
AUGAAGACACUGGCCCAAAUCCUGGCCCUCUUGCUGACCAUCCUUGGGCCCCAGAUGGUCUCUUUGGCCCCUAGCGCAGGACGAGAAGCCAAGGCCGGCUACUGCUACAAUGUGCCACCCUUGGGAGAUGUCUUUGAUGAGAAGGACUGCAGCGCCUGCCUGAAGAAUGGGACUUGCUCCACUUGUGCCAACGACUCCCAGUGCCCAGGAACCCAGAAGUGCUGCCCAGGAGACUGCGGCUAUGCCUGCCAGGAGGCCAUUUUUGACUUUUGCCAGCUGCCUUCUGUUUGCGGAAACUGCAAGGCCAUGUUCUCCCGCUUCUUCUACAAUGCCUCCACCCAGAAAUGCGAGAACUUCGUCUAUGGCGGCUGUGGCGGGAACAAGAACAACUUUGAGACAGAAGCUGAAUGCUUCAAAACCUGCGGGUUCCUUGGUUCAGCCUAGCCAACCCAGCCCUCAGUUGUGAAUGCAGACGGGGCAUGCUUUUGCCCUCUUUUCCACCAUCCGAGAUCCAGCUCCACACUUGGCUCUGUAGUGCAACUUCUUCCUUAGAGAGAACGGGGAGAACUCCUCCACUUUUGACUCUGUCCCAGGAAGGAUGACAUGCGGUUGGGCUUGCGGAGAGGGUUCCUCCACCCCUCCUUGCAUUCAAUGACUUUCUUGCUCUCCUGAAACCACCCUCCCAAAGGCAUGUGCUCUGCAUCUGUGUGGGAGCUGCACAGCCCUGUGUCGCAACCUGGUGAUACUCCACCAAUUCUGGUGAUACUCCUCCUAGGAUACUCCUCCAGAGUUUCAGUUGCUGCAGGGAUUCCCCUUCCCACUUCCUUGUUCCAGGAGGAUGCCUUCUCUUGCUCCCAGGUUUGGCUCUGGAGACGUGGUCCAAGUGCCUCCUUCCCCUUUGGCUCAUCAGCUGGACUGUUCCUCCUCCUCCUUCUUCUACCACUGCUGCUGCUAUAAUGGACCCUCUGGGGUGGCUGGCCUCCUCCAUUUUGCAGACACCCCUUCCUUGCUGGAAUGGUUGGGUUUCCCCUCCUUGGACCUGCCUGCCUUCUCCUCCAUGGCUCUCCACAAUGGGUUGCAGACCCCUCUCCCUGCACCACAUCAGCCAUGCUCAGGGCAACCAGAUGUCCCCACCGCAAAGGAGGACAAAGCACCAAAAUGUAGGACGCUCCAGAAAAAUGUAGGACAUGACCAAAUAAAAUCCAAAAACCCCCCACAAACACUAAUAUAAACAGAAAUCCAUUUGAUAUGGUUUAUUUACAGCUCUAGUACAUAAGAGUGUAUUUUAUUAUAUAAGUCGUAUUUUCUGCUGAACCUAUCUUUGGAGUUUAUCACUGAUUUCAACAUUAAAGAGAGAUUCAAGCACAUUUGAAGCAUCC